Molecule: messenger RNA, 2454 nt
Organism: Rhagoletis zephyria (snowberry fruit fly)
Lineage: Eukaryota; Metazoa; Arthropoda; Insecta; Diptera; Tephritidae
Gene: BTBD9
Product: BTB (POZ) domain containing 9
Biological process (GO): circadian behavior; modulation of chemical synaptic transmission; adult locomotory behavior
Cellular component (GO): cytoplasm
Molecular function (GO): protein binding
Source: RefSeq, a predicted model, not a curated record
CUAGAAUAGAUAUCAACCACGUCUGGCAACCUUAGUACGAUGAUAGACGAAGAAGCGGAUCAAAAGCAAUCAGAAAAAUAAAGCGAGGAGAUAAUUGCGUCGCUGCCGGAAAACAAUUUUUUAAUUAAUAAAUUUUAGUAAAAACGGCUAUUUGUAUUUGUUAAACGACACAUUGUAAAAGAUGAGCAGCCAAAGUCAAUAUAAGCUGCUAUCGUUGACAAAGGCGCGGUGCGAUGAUGUAAAAUUAACAGAACGUUUCUCGGAGCAAAUGGCACAGCUCUGCAUGAACGAUGAUUACUCGGAUGUGACAUUCAUAGUAGAAAAUGAGCGGCUACCAGCGCAUCGCGUGAUUUUGGCGGCACGUAGCGAAUAUUUUCGAGCGCUGCUGUUCGGCGGUCUAUGCGAGUCCCAUCAAAGCGAAAUUGAACUGAAAAUUCCCGUGGAUGCUUUCAAAGCUUUGUUAAAAUACAUAUAUUCAGGUCGUAUGCCACUGGCACAGAUGGAUGAGAACAACAUACUUGAUACUUUGGGAUUGGCAAAUCAGUACGGUUUCAACGAAUUAGAACAUGCAAUAUCGCAAUAUUUGCGACACUAUUUAGCAUUGGAUAAUGUUUGCGCUAUAUUGGAUGCUGCACGUCUCUACAAUUUAGAGAAGCUUACAGAAGUCUGUUUGACAUUUAUGGAUCGCAAUGCAACAGAUAUAUUACAACAUGAAUCCUUCCGAGCGCUGUCUGAGGAAUCGUUGGAAGAAGUUCUCAGACGGGAUUCAUUUUUUGCUCCUGAGGUGGAGAUUUUUUUAGCCGUAUGGGAGUGGUGCAAGUACCACUCAAACAUUAAUAUUGAUUCUGUAGUUUCCUACGUACGUUUGCCAUUAAUGAAUCUCGAAGACUUGCUUCAGGUUGUGCGUCCCUCGGGCAUUUUAGAACCCGACAAAUUACUCGAUGCUAUUCAGGAACAGACCACUUCUAAAUAUUUACCAUAUCGUGCAGCCCUCUGGCCCGAAGAGAAUGUGGCUACAGCAAAAUUUGGUGCAAGAACUAUUCAAGGGGAUUGUCGUGCCGCUUUGUUGGAUGGCGACUGUGCAUCGUAUGAUAUGGAAAAAGGCUAUACGCGCCAUUGUAUUUCAGACAUUAAUGACAGCAGCGGAAUAACUGUAGAACUGGGCACAACCUGUAUUAUCAACCAUAUUAAGAUGCUUCUCUGGGAUCGGGAUAAUCGUUCAUAUUCCUACUUCAUAGAGGUUUCAGCGAAUUCCACCAACUGGGAUCGUGUUAUUGAUUACACCCAGCAUUACUGUCGCUCAUGGCAAUUCUUGUAUUUCCCAGCGCGUCCAGUGCGCUACAUCAAGCUCGUGGGCACACGUAACACUGUGAAUAAAGUAUUUCAUGUUGUUGGUUUGGAGGCGAUGUAUACCGCUUCUAUGCCUAAAGUGAUCAAUGGAAUUGUGGCACCUACUUCGAAUGUUGCACGCACAGAUAUGAGCGCUAUUGUUGUGGACGGUGUGAGUCGUACGCGAAAUGCACUCUUGAAUGGUGAUUUUGUAAAUUAUGAUUGGGACUCAGGCUACACCUGUCAUCAAUUGGGUAGCGGUGAAAUUGUUGUUAGAUUAGGGCAACCUUACGUUAUUGGCUCAAUGCGUUUGCUGUUAUGGGAUUGUGAUGAUCGCACUUAUAGUUUUUACAUUGAAACAUCGGUGAAUGGAAAGGACUGGCAUAUCGUUGUCGAUAAACGUAACGAACAAGUGCGCUCAUGGCAAAAUUUCUCUUUCACGCCAAGGCCGAUCGUUUUUAUACGCAUUGUGGGUACACGCAAUACGGCUAAUGAGAUCUUUCAUUGUGUGCACUUAGAGUGUCCCUCACAGGACCCCAACUUUCUACAAAUGGAAAAAGAAGAAGAACAGCAAGGCAAUAGCAAGGCGCUGGACGCUUCGGGUGCCGGUGGUGACAGCAAUGAAAGCUGCGCUAGCACAGCAAGUGUCAGUAGCACAGCAAGCAAUUAUAAUAAUAAUUCAAAUCAGUCGAACGACCAGCAAUUGCCAGAAGUUCUCAUCAAACUAAACAAUGUUUCAGUUGAUGACAAUUAGUUAUGCUAUUUCUAAUGAAAACAGAGCGGACAGUGAGCCGCGUCGGUGCUGUAAGCAUGUCGAAUAACACCACAUAACAUAAAAAAAUGCCAUUAGUGCGACUCACUGUCAUUUUAUUUUACUUUAAAUAUACAUAAUUAAAUAUACGGAACAAAAUUAUAAGAGGUUUGAACGUGGUCGCAAUUAACAAACGGUUGCUUUAGUACAAUAUUUUUUAAUAAGAAAAAUCGGUUGCAAUAUUUUUCAUACAUCAACAUUGUUCAACUUUUAAAUAAUGGAAAUGGCAUAUUAAAAAAAUAGUCUUUGUCAAUCAAUGAAAAUUUAAAUGAAAUCUUAAUUCAGAACGCAUAUCUCUAAUUUGCCACAGUAAA